GCGCGGUCUGUCUUCGUUUUCCUCACUGUGUGGGUUACACAAUUUAGCUGUUAACAAAAUGUAAUGGCGACGUCGAGAGAAACAAACACGUCGUUGUGACUUAAUGUUUCUGGUCAGAAGAUACAGUUUAUGAUUUAUGUGGUCCUGAGCUCCCCCGGUGACUGUUGUCAUCAUGUCCCAGACCAACACUUCUCUCCUGGACGAGGUGGUGCAGUGGAGUCAGGAAACCUGUCGCCAGAAGCUCAAGUCUGUCCUGCCCAAACUCACCUCUUUGCAUAAUAACUCUGAGAGCUGGGAUGAUCAUAUACGUAUACUGAAGAUCAUUACAGACAUGUUCCUCCCUCAUAUUGGUUUGUCUGAACUGGAAGAUGAGUGCUUCUCUAAGAUCUUACCAAAGGCGGUGACAAUGUUUGACAGCAUGAUGAAAGAAAUCUUGGACCAGGUUGGAGGGCUGUCCAGUCAAAACACCGAACUGUGUGCCUUACUAAGGAACAUUCUGCAGGCAAUGAUGCAGAUAAUUGAUGCAUUGUCCACUUGUGUGCGUCACAUUGGCAGAUUUGAGGAAGCCCCUGACUUAGAUGCCAUCCGUUCAUUACCAACUUGUAUCCUGAAAGUCCUGAGGGAAACCUUUCAGCACUGCAGGGAGAGUGAAGUAGUUUACUGUGGCCGAUUGUCCCUGGUGGCUGAUCUGCUGCAGGGACUCUUCAAGGAGGCCUACUCCCUUCAGAAGGGUCUGUUGGAGCUGCUGGACGGGAUCUCCCUGGACAGCAGUGCCUCAGAGGAAGAGGUCUCUGACAUCGUAACAGUGAUUCACAACCUGCUGGAUAUCUGCUCUAUUAUCUCCAACCUGGACAUAGCACUGCAUGCUAACACAUGGAAAUUCCUCAUCAAACAGAGUUUAAAGUACCAUGCACUGGUGGAGGAACAUCUACAUCACAGUGACAUCAGCAACAGCCUGUGUGACAACUUGUUGACCUCCUUCCACAACUGUGUGGAGCUGGCUGAACAGAUUAAAAAUGCUGGUCUGCAGGAGGCAACACAAAGCCCAGAAUACAAGCUGUUCCAGAAAACUGCAAAGAUGUGCAGAUUUUUUGCCAACACUUUGGUUCAUUACAUAAAGGAAUUCAAAUGUUUUCUGACAAAGUAUUGUAGCUGCUUUCACAAACUCUACCUCCAAGUCGUCAGUAAGUUCCCUCCCAGUUUGUGUGCUCCGACACUGCCCUCGGCUCUGUCCGGGGAGCUGAAUGCAGCAGCUCUGGUUCCCAUGGAUGCCCUUCUGCUACAGCUGUUGCCUUAAAGAGCCUUUGCUGAAGUUGUUCUCCAGCAGGACCUGCGGUUAAGUCCUGAACACGAGCUUCCUCAGUGUCUUCUGCUGAUGAGCGUUCUGGGUCAGCUGACCUCCCAACCAGAGGAGGUGCUGCAGCUUUGGUACACAGGCAGCCAGUUUUCAGAGGACACACCCAGACUUCCUCUCUACCAGGCCUUGUUCACUAGUUUCAGGCGAUGCUGUACCGAGCGUCGGAUGCCAGUGCUGUUGCCAGGGGUGAUGAUGAAGGGUCAGGCACAGGUCCAGGUCACUCUACACAACCACAUCUGCGUGCAGCUCUGUGCCAGUGUGGCUGCGCUUCCCGCAGUGUACUUCCCUGUGCUGGAGCGUUGUUUGGUCAACGCUGUGCUGCAGGCUGAUACUCAGUCCGCUCUGCUGGCAACAGAUGUGUGGUGCUUUACAGCACGGUAUGGGACAGCAGAACUUUGUCUACAUCAUGUCCUCCUCGUUGCUCAACUGGUGAAAGCCUGCACCACUGAGUGUUACCAGUUGGUCCACCUGGGCCUGCUGCUCAGACGCAUGGUUUUCCUCAUGACGCCGAACCACCAGAUGGAGCUGGUGGCGCGUUUCCCCCCCUCUGAUGUGGAAAACCUUGCAGUGUGGCGACAUGUUCUCCUCAGAGCUCUGUCACAUGAUGCCCGUCGUGGUGUAGAGACAGACAUCAUCAGCCUUACUCAAAGAGCUCUGACCGACUGGCAGAAUGGAGGGUACAAACUGGGUCAAGUGGGCAAAGUGAACACGGUGCUGUUAUCCCUCCUAGCGGUGGUUCGAGUGCAAUCAUCUCCUGAGGAGCAGUGCACGUUGUCUGCAAUGAGGAUAGUCACACAGCUCUGGUUACGAAUGAGUGCAGACCAGGUGCAGACCCACCCUGUGCUCCAGUGUACUCUGCAGCUGCUCUUGUCAAUAUCAGCCAUUUUAGUGAAAAACAUUGAGCCUCAAGUCAUUUGUCAGGCUUUGUUGUGCGUGGAAACUGUGGUGUCUCAGAAGUGUGCAGAUCAGCUGCUGCUGGCUGCUCUGGAGUUCCUCUCCUCUCUCGGGAAGGUCUUUGUCCCACCUGACAACCAGAAUCAAAUUCUGCCGAGGCUGAGCAGCCUGUUUGGAGUCCUGCUGGCUGACAGAUCCUGGCUGCUGCAUCAGCACGCCCUGGAGGCCUUCUCUCAGUUUGCAGAGAUUACAAACCAUGAAGAGGUCAUUUCCCAGAGUCUGACUGUAGAAGAGACCAAGACCAAAGUGGUGAACUAUCUCAGCAAGACUGUUAACGGACAGGAAGAUGUGGAGUCACGGCUACAGAGGCUCAAGCUGGAGACGGCAGCUAUUGAGCAACACAAUGAGAGGCUGGAGAACAACAAAGAAAAUUCUUUGAACAAACUGGCUGCCGAAGCUGUUGCAAAUUCAGAGCCCUGUCCAAAGAGAGCUCGGCAGGAGACCAGUGCAGAGGAGGAGUACAGCCGCUACAUCCAGACAGCUGAGAGUGCUUUAAAAGCCCUUCAGGCUCUCACUGAAGGUAAAGCCAACACAACUGCACCACCUCCACAGUGGCUGGAAUCCAGACUACAGGAGCUCCAGACCCUCAUAAGCCACAUCAGUACAGCCAGACACACAACAUAGCCACUUUCUAGGCCCAGAUUUAUUUACUCCAUGUACAGAACAACUAUUCAACCAAGGUCUGGGCCUGUGGACGUCUGUGUACCCUUCGCUACUGCCGAACAGUCUCUCUUCAGUUUUUAUACCUGUCUGUGGUCAGUUUUGAUUGAUGUUAUUGUUUAUUAAACUUGUUUGAAUACACAGCAUUUUUCUUUUCUUUUUUUAAUUUAAUACUACCUUAGUUAUCAAAAUUGUGCUAUAACAAAUUCCUGUAGAGUACUCAUAAUAGCUAGAGGAUUUUUCUGUUGGCCUGUUUCAUGAGAGUCCAAGUUAAAGACUUAAACACUUCAUCCACAAAAUGACCAUUUGCUUCCAUAAGACAUGCAUCCUUGCUAAAAGAUCUUAGUAUUGGCGUCUGACUUUGAAUAGAGCAUGGAUGUUUUGAGUAGUUGUACUGGUUUUAACACGGUCCCCAAUAAAUCAGUGUUUACCAUCUUCUGUGGAGGCACGCGAGAACGUUUCCUUCACAAAUUCAAGGUCAUUCUGUGGGUGAAGUUUUCCUUUAAGAACUUGCUGUCAGCAGCUGUAAACAAUUGCAAUUAACUCAAAAGAUAAAUCUAACAAAUGUCUUACAAAACAAAACAGGGUCAUAUUUGAUACAGUAAAAUCUUUACUUCACCAGCAACCAAAAAGCUAAUAAAUUACGUAAUUUCUAUUUCACAUUCAUUCAAAGUGCAAGCCUUCUGUAAAUCAAACCCGACACAUUUUGGACAAGUUGUGUCUUGCCAAAAAGUAAAUCUUGAUCUUCAUGCCAGUUGUGAAGUUGGCACAUUAAAAAAAAAAAGAGAGAGAGAGAGAAGCAGAUGAAAACAAGAUGACCUUCACCUC
Messenger RNA from Epinephelus lanceolatus (giant grouper), 3799 nucleotides. The record is from RefSeq and is a predicted model, not a curated record. NCBI's taxonomy places the organism in Eukaryota, Metazoa, Chordata, Actinopteri, Perciformes, Serranidae.